CCUUUCCACCUUCAGGGAAAUGCCCAUCCUUGUUCUCACCUUGUUCCUUUCCUGAGACCAGUGGACCAGGCAAAUUCACCCUCCAAACAGGAAACCCCUGGCCAGUGCCCUCGAGUCAUUCUGAGGCUUAGGCGUGGGGGUAAAACUUCCUGAGCGGAGCCUCCCUGGCCCUGCCCAGAGCCCAAGGGCUUUCAUUAGUCCCCCACACUUAUCUUGAAAACACAGCUGCUGUCAGCUUGUCUUGGCCCUUCUCUCAGCCUGCCCAGAGUCAGCAGCGCCAUGGGGAACUGUCUCUACCCGGUGAAGCCCUCCAGCUCAAUGGACCAGAACAUAAGUCACUUUAUGUUUGAAGACUUCGGGAAUUACUCUGAUGAGGGGAACAACUCUUACCAGUCCCUUGAAGACUACGAGAUACCGGAUUCAGUGGCCCCCUGCCAUUCCUGUAACCUGUUGGAUGACUCCUCACUACCCUUCUUCAUCCUUGUCAGCGUCCUGGGUGUGCUGGGGAGUGUUGCUGUUCUCUUUGCACUUCUCCGACCUCUCUUCCACUGGCAGCUCUGCCCUGGAAGGCCCUUUCUAGCUCAGUUGGCAGUGGGCAGUGCCCUCUUCAGCCUUGUAGUGCCUAUUCUGGCACCAGGGCUAAAUAGUGCCCACAGUACCACUCUGUGCCACCUAGGCUCCUGGGUCUGGUACAGCUCAGCCUUUGCCCAGGCUUUGGUGAUAGGGAGCCAUGCCUGCCUGGGUCCCAAACUGGGAGCAAACCCCAUCCCAGGCCUUACCCUGGGCCUCACUGUGGGACUUUGGGGAGUGGCGGCCCUAUUAGGGUUGCCAAUCACCCUGGCCAGUGACAGCUUCUGUCUCCUGGUAUCUCGGAGGGGCCUGGGGGUUUGGCAAUCCACACAUGCUGUGAUCUGCUUUGCCAUCUUCACCUUGUUGCCACUGUGUUUGUUGGGAGUCAAGGGGUUGAAGAAGGCACUGGGCAGAGGCCCGGGCCCCUGGGUCAACAUCCUGUGGAUCUGGUUUAUUUUCUGGUGGCCACAUGGGGUGGUUCUGGGAUUUGACUCCCUAGUGAGGUCCAGAGUCUUGCUGUUGCCAACAUGUUUGGCCCAGCAGAUUCUAGACCUGAUGCUGCACCUGGCAGAAGCCGUGGCCAUAGUGCACUGCGUGGCUACGCCCCUGCUCCUGGCCCUGCACUGUCACCAGGCCACUGGAACUUCCUUGCCUGCCAUGUCUCUCCCUGAAAGAGGAUCUCCUCAUCUGGACCCCUUAGGAAGCAAAUGCUAAAUCUCUUUCCCUCUCUCGACCUGAAUUAAAGCCUCUACUGCUUUUAUAAAGUG
Messenger RNA from Perognathus longimembris pacificus (Pacific pocket mouse), 1337 nucleotides. It is a transcript of the gene Ackr1, whose product is annotated as atypical chemokine receptor 1 (Duffy blood group). Gene Ontology annotation, cellular component: membrane. Gene Ontology annotation, biological process: inflammatory response; regulation of chemokine production; chemokine-mediated signaling pathway. Bases 280 to 1284 code for a protein of 334 amino acids. Lineage: Eukaryota; Metazoa; Chordata; Mammalia; Rodentia; Heteromyidae. Gene Ontology annotation, molecular function: C-C chemokine binding. The transcript has 2 exons. The record is from RefSeq and is a predicted model, not a curated record.